UUCAUUUCUCUGCCAAAACCAAAGCUCAAUCUUACAACCCUUUCCUGCGAACUGAUCACCGAUCGAUUCCACUCUAAAGACCAUUUUCCUCUGUCAUGCCAAUAGAUCUUAUUUUCUUGUUCCAACAUUGAACAUUAUAAAAGGAAAUCCAAAGCUAGAAAGGUACUAAUUAUAUAUUCCCUUAACAUGCAUCUCAUUUUGUUUGGUUUUCACAUUCGGCUUUUCUUUUCAUUAUGAUGUGAUUUUAACAACUACUAACAGUUACUGCCCUUUUGCCUUGUUUCUGGGGCUGAAACCGGGUGGGGUGGAAUCAAUCGAAAAGGAGCGUUCACUCAACUAAAAUCAAAGUAAGAUCAAAGCACCAUCCAAACUCACCACUCUUCUUUUUUAUCUUGUUUGAACUUCUAAGGCAUCUCCCCUGCUUUUAGCAUUGGAAGUGAUAUGAGCGACAGCAGGUGUUGAUUAGAGCUGCAUUCACGAGCUCUGCUUUUCUUUGUCUAUUCUUUCUAUAUUCUAUAUUGUAUACGGUCCCCGUUCCUUGACCAAAGUCACACCUCGCGUGGUUAAAACUCUGCAAUCUCUGCGACUCUCCCCCAAACACUCAAUAGGCUCUCACUCUGUUUUUUUCGCAGAAGCAGUAGAAACCGGUGGGAUGGAAUCAAUCAAAGAAGAGCAAUCACUCAACUAAAAUCAAAGCAGAAUAUAAUCCUAUUAAAGACCCGUCUCUGCAUUCUGCCUCUUCCACCAUCCAAACACAUCACUCUUUUUAUUAUCUUGUUCAAAGUUGGAAGGCAUCUCCUCAGCUUUUAGCAUUGAAAUUAAGGUACUUAUUUUAUAUUUACUUAUGUGCUUCUGAUUUUUGUUUUUAACUUUGUAUGUGUCUUUCUUUGCGUUUCUUUUCAAAUAGGCAAAACCAUAAGUUAAGCCCCUGAACCAACCCCAGAAUCGCUAUUAAGCCCCUAGACUGUAAUUGAUGCAUAUAAGCCCUCGAACUUGGGGAUCAAAGCAAUUAAGCCCUUCUUCUUACGCCAACUUAACUGCCGUUUGGGACUGCUCGUCUCACUUAACUACCGUUGAGGACACACCCUGCUUGGCUGCUUGGAUGGCAAAAUAUUGCCAUGUCAUGCUUACAUGACAAGGAUUUAAUAUUUGACCUGAAUUUUUGAUUUAUUUGAUAAUUUAAUUUUUUUAUUUAAUAAAAUAAAAUAAAAUCA
Rubroshorea leprosula is the source of this 1214-nucleotide messenger RNA. NCBI's taxonomy places the organism in Eukaryota, Viridiplantae, Streptophyta, Magnoliopsida, Malvales, Dipterocarpaceae. The record is from the annotation of a GenBank genome assembly.